This is a messenger RNA of Rhododendron vialii, 1302 nucleotides long. RefSeq lists its product as uncharacterized. The record is from RefSeq and is a predicted model, not a curated record. Gene Ontology annotation, molecular function: O-acetyltransferase activity. The transcript has 8 exons. The coding region runs from base 508 to 1071 and encodes 187 amino acids. NCBI's taxonomy places the organism in Eukaryota, Viridiplantae, Streptophyta, Magnoliopsida, Ericales, Ericaceae. Gene Ontology annotation, cellular component: Golgi apparatus.
UGAUCAUAGAAGUAGAAGAGAAGAGCUUCCUCUGCACCCCAACUCCCAUAAGCAGCCCACUUUAAUCCAACGGUGAGGACUUCACCAGCCCACCAAAAUCAAGUGAAGAGAUAACAGCUGUAGAUCUCUCUCUCUCUCUCUCUCUCUCUCUCCAGCUCUCCCUCACAGAGUCCCAGCAGCGACUCCUCCCUCUUCUCUCCCUUCCAGAAAAUUUAGUGAUAGCUCCGCCAACUGCUGAUCGGGAUGCCACUGUUGAAGACUUCUACUUUGUCUCCCUCCGUCUCCAUGAAUGCAUCGAUCUCCCCUCCUAUUUCCAUCCGGACCACCAAACUAUGACCUCUGGGAAGAAGAGCGAGGCAAAACUGUGAGAAGAGAACGCCUACUAGGUGUUUGACAGAAUGCCCUCCUAGUUUGCUAUAUAAAGUAUCGGGUAGUCGGCACUUAAAUCCUAGAGGUUCGUGAUGAGGAAAGUAACACAAACUUUUGACAAGGGUAAAUUGUGAGGCAAUGCCACCAGUAAGAGGCUUCUAUUUUCUUCACAAGAGACGAAAAGGAUUUGUGCCCCAAUCCCAAUUUGAACUGGCCAAUCAGGUUACAGUUGUGGGAUUACGAAAACCAAAAAUGCGUUCAGACACUGGAAAGUCUCACAGUAUGUUUUCACAAUACGGUUCCAUACGGAAAGGCCCCAGGAUAAUCAAUGGUUCUGUUGGGACUGUUCGGAUGCAAAACCUAUAUUGCUAUAUGUCAUAUAUAAAGCCUGGUUCUUUCUCUCAUUUUUGCCCUGGCCUGGUUCUGCUCGUGUUCUUCUCUGGGUUGGUUUGGAGGCUUGUUUCAUGUUUUGCUUCUUUUGACGCUCAGCCAGUGAACUGCCAGGGUAAUGGGAGGCCAGAUAGAGAAUAUGAAAAUUGGCGAUGGAAACCUUCCAAGUGUGACCUCCCAAGAUUUGAUGGUAAGAAAUUUCAGGAAUUGAUGAGAGGGAAGACAAUAGCUUUUAUUGGUGAUUCAGUUGCUCAGAACCAGAUGGAGUCACUAUUGUGCAUCCUUUGGCAGGCAAGUUGUAAAUCUUUCUAGAUUAGAAAACUAUGCAACAUUUUACCUAACUACAAAAUUUCUUUGAGCUUGCUAACAGGGCAGAAUACAAAUUGGUUGUUUCAGCAAGUCUUCCACGAAUCACUUAGGAACAUUUGUUCACUUAUGGAAAUUACUGAUUAGUUACUCAAGGAGUCGAACUUUUGGUUUGUUUGCUCAAUAAAAGUUUAAUUUACCAAAAAAAAAGGUAGUCGAACCUAUUGAUUCAAGUAC